Molecule: messenger RNA, 2532 nt
Organism: Entelurus aequoreus (snake pipefish)
Lineage: Eukaryota; Metazoa; Chordata; Actinopteri; Syngnathiformes; Syngnathidae
Product: gastrula zinc finger protein XlCGF48.2-like
Exons: 3
Coding region: 292-1407 (371 amino acids)
Biological process (GO): regulation of transcription by RNA polymerase II
Molecular function (GO): DNA-binding transcription factor activity; RNA polymerase II cis-regulatory region sequence-specific DNA binding
Source: RefSeq, a predicted model, not a curated record
ACACGGCGAGGAUAAAGCAAGAUGGCGUCUUACGGUGAGGACGUUAUUGCAGUGGUCACAGUUCAGUGUUCCUAAUCUGUGCGUCCAUGUACACAUAUAUGUCCUUUAUUACACUCUAUUAAUUAAUAACUGUUUGUAUAUUAGUCUGAGCGCACUUUGAUGCUUCUCCAGUUAGCUUAGCUUGCUAGUUAGCUUAGCUUGUUAGCUGCUAACAAAGAGAGGCGGAAGUGAUGAAAACACAUCGCUAAGCAGAGAUCAAGUGUGAGUGUAAAGUGUUGUGAUUGUGUGAAAAUGUGCGAAAGAACCAUAGCAGAGUACGAGGAGGAACUUUGUCCAACAAAAGAGGAGAAGGAUCAAAAACAUCAAGUUGUGUUACACAGAACAGACAUCCAUCAGCUGAUUGGACACCAAAAAGAAUGUCUCCCUCAUCUGCAGGGGGACAGUUUCACUUUAGAGGAUCCACAGCCCUCACAUUUGAAAGGGGACGAGGAGGAUCGACAGCCCCCUUAUUUUAAAGAGGAAGAGGAGGGAGAGUGUCCUGUAGGGCAGGAGGAGGAGGAUGUCAGCAAGUUUCCACUGACUGUUGUCUCUGUGAAGACUGAAGAGCAUGAAGACAAAGCACCUGAGUCCUCACAGCUUCAUCACAGUCCAAGCGUCUGUGAAAAAUAUCGUCCACCUGAGCAGCAGGAGGGGUCCUCCAGUAUGGAGCAGAAGAGGUCACAGCACCUCCACGUGAAAGAAGAGGAGCCACAGCCCCCCCACUUUAAAGAUGAAGACAAGAGACACCUCAUCAGUGUGAAGAGGGAAGAUGAUGAGGUCAAAGGUGAGAGUGAGGAGAAGAGAAGCAGCAGCUCAACACAACACAUGACAACAGAAGGUGAUGGAGACCACUGUGGAGGAUCACAAGCAGACAAGAUGUUAGCUCCACUAUCAGAUAGUGAGGACACAACGUCACACUCUCCUGACACUGAUGAUGAACACUCUAAAGAUGAUAAGACAUGUCACACUGACAACACUCACUUCACAUGUUCUCACUGUGACAAAACCUUUAAAGAUCAUUGGCACCUGAAAAGACACAUGAGAAUACACACUGGAGAAAAACCUUUUUCCUGCUCAGAAUGUGGUAGAGAUUUUGUAAGAAAUCAUGAUUUCAAAGUACACAUGAGAAUACACACUGGAGAAAAACCUUUUUCAUGUUCAACCUGCGGUAAAGAUUUUACUCAAAGGGGCAAUUUCCAAGCACAUAUGAGACAGCACACUGGAGAAAAACCUUUUCCAUGUUCAGUCUGCGGUAAAGAUUUUACUCUAAAGCACCAUUUAAAAGCACACAUAAGAACACACACACUGGAGAAAAACCUUUUUCAUGUUCAACCUGCGGUAAAUAUUUUGCUCAAAUGGACCAAUUAAAAGUACACAUGAGAAUACACACUGGAGAAAAACAUUUUUCAUGUUCAACCUGCGGUAAAGAUUUUGCUCUAAAGGGCCAUCUCAAAGUGCACAUGAGAAUACACACUGGAGAAAAACCUUUUUCCUGCUCAGAAUGUGGUAAAAGUUUUGUAACAAAAACACAAUUACAAUUACACAUGAGAACACACACUGGUGAAAAACCUUUUAUAUGUUCAGUAUGUGGUAAAAGUUUUGUAAUAAGACGGCAAUUACAAUUACACGAGAGAAGGCACUCUGGUGAAAAACCAUACUCCUGUUUAAGCUGCAACAAAAGCUUUCGUCACCUAAACACUCUUACAGUACACAGGAGAAGACACACAGGUGAGAAAGUGUUGAGUUGCAGUGUGUGUGGUGAAAGAUUCUCUUAUAAGUACCAGAGUAAGAAACACAAGUGUGCUGGUGAGAACAGCAGCAGCAAAUGAAACUGCAGGAUUGGAAAUAAACUUUAACUGUGACCUUAUAACAACAUCAGCACAUAUAACAUGUGUGACAUCAUUGUUGUGUGUGUAACACAAUCUUGUUAAUAUGAUUCUAACAUUUAUAGAUUAGACACUUCAGAUUAGUGCUUUUAUUUCAGUCAAGUUCAUGAGUUAAUAUACACAUUUGUGUACUUUAAAAUGAACAGAACAAUUGGACUGAAAAGGUGAGAAUAAACAGUACAUAAAAUAUGUUACAUACAAGAAACAUUUUAAGUGUAGAUAUUCAUAGUUCACUUUUAUACUUAUUCAUAAUAGUGUUUUAUAUAUGUUUUUUGAAAUAAUGAAGUGUUACAUAUUUUAUGUUCUAAUUGUAGAUGAUUCCAUAGAUGAACUCCUUUAUAUGAUGUACAUAUUUGUUUUACAUGUGUUCAUACCUUUGCUUUUGAGUACACAUAAAUCCCUCUUAGUUCAUAUUUACUGGUUCACAUGUGAAACAUCUUCUGGACCACUUCUGGAAGCAUAUUAUUUACUUUAUACAUCAUUUGAACACUUGUCUUAUAUUAACUUUUAAAAUGUGUGACUUUAUGAAUCAUUUGCUGGGUCUCUAUAAUCCAUUCUAUUAAUUAUCUUUAUUACUCUCUUGUGUAAUAUGAAUAUUGUUGUGUGA